Homo sapiens (human) is the source of this 4803-nucleotide messenger RNA. It is a transcript of the gene ZDHHC24, whose product is annotated as zDHHC palmitoyltransferase 24. The transcript is spliced from 3 exons. The record is from RefSeq and is marked validated. Gene Ontology annotation, molecular function: palmitoyltransferase activity; protein-cysteine S-palmitoyltransferase activity. Bases 46 to 900 code for a protein of 284 amino acids. Lineage: Eukaryota; Metazoa; Chordata; Mammalia; Primates; Hominidae. Gene Ontology annotation, cellular component: membrane.
GGAAGCGGCCUAGUCCUCCGGCUCCGACAGCUGGGUGUCCAGGCCAUGGGGCAGCCCUGGGCGGCUGGGAGCACGGACGGGGCGCCCGCGCAGCUGCCUCUCGUGCUCACCGCGCUGUGGGCCGCGGCCGUGGGCCUGGAGCUGGCUUACGUGCUGGUGCUCGGUCCCGGGCCGCCGCCGCUGGGACCCCUGGCCCGGGCCUUGCAGCUGGCGCUGGCCGCCUUCCAGCUGCUCAACCUGCUGGGCAACGUGGGGCUCUUCCUGCGCUCGGAUCCCAGCAUCCGUGGCGUGAUGCUGGCCGGCCGCGGUCUGGGCCAGGGCUGGGCUUACUGCUACCAAUGCCAAAGCCAGGUGCCGCCACGCAGCGGACACUGCUCUGCCUGCCGCGUCUGCAUCCUGCGUCGGGACCACCACUGCCGCCUGCUGGGCCGCUGCGUGGGCUUCGGCAACUACCGGCCCUUCCUGUGCCUGCUGCUUCAUGCCGCCGGCGUCCUGCUCCACGUCUCUGUGCUGCUGGGCCCUGCACUGUCGGCCCUGCUGCGAGCCCACACGCCCCUCCACAUGGCUGCCCUCCUCCUGCUUCCCUGGCUCAUGUUGCUCACAGGCAGAGUGUCUCUGGCACAGUUUGCCUUGGCCUUCGUGACGGACACGUGCGUGGCGGGUGCGCUGCUGUGCGGGGCUGGGCUGCUCUUCCAUGGGAUGCUGCUGCUGCGGGGCCAGACCACAUGGGAGUGGGCUCGGGGCCAGCACUCCUAUGACCUGGGUCCCUGCCACAACCUGCAGGCAGCCCUGGGGCCCCGCUGGGCCCUCGUCUGGCUCUGGCCCUUCCUGGCCUCCCCAUUGCCUGGGGAUGGGAUCACCUUCCAGACCACAGCAGAUGUGGGACACACAGCCUCCUGACUCCAGGAAGAGCCAGAGCUGUGCAGGGAGGAAGGGGUGAGAGGGGGGCCCCCACACCUAGACUCAGUAAGGAAGUCGGGUUGGACCUUAACAUCUGCAUUGGACAACUCCACCCCUUCCUUGGCCUUGCCCCUGCCCGCCUACACUCCUACGUGUCCAGGGCUUGGGCCGUGACUUAGGCAGAGGAGUGCAGAGGAGGGUCUGGCAGGGGCUGCUCAGGCCGCCUAGCUGCCCCUUUGCCAGGUUAAUAAAGCACUGACUUGUUUCUCAGCCUCCCUCCAUCUUUGCAUAGUUUCUGGCCCCUCACUUUGUUGCUGGGGCUGUUUCUGGGACCCUCUGUAGGGCCUGGAAACUGCAGGAUGCCUGAGGGUCUCAGGGGCUGGGGCUCUACCUCCCCUGGCCUGGGUGAGUUGGGGGUGGGGCACCAGCACGCCAAGGCAGUGUCCUACUGAUCCAGGCUAUGAGAAUCCAAACAUUCUUUCCCAGGUUUGGCAUUUUAUAGUUAGAAGCAUUUCUGCAACAGCAGUUUCAUGGAACCUCUCUUAGCUAACCUGGUCCAUGGGGCAGCAGUUACGCUCUAAGAAUCCAUGUGGUAAGAUCAUGGUGCGGCAAAUGGAGGCAGGGUCCAACCCAGGUCUUUGUGCUUUUGCCUUUACCCUUGCACAGCUGGAGGAAAUGAGUAGGAAAGAAAUCAAGGUAAAGAAAUGCGCUGGGGCUGUUUGGGCAUCUGUGGAGGGUGGUGCUGACAGGGCUAGGCCUGCACCUCUCUGGCCUCCUCAAGAGCUGCUUGUUAAAUGUUUCCGUGUAAAUAGAAUGAAUAGAGACCGCCAUUUCCACAUGGCAGGCCUAAACACAUGUGUUCGUCUCAGUUUUCUCUUAGGAUCUCUCUAAGAUGAUAGUAAAGAAAAUCAAAAAUAAUACAAAGGGAAAGAAAACAGGAGGGAAGACAGUAGAACACAGAGCCUGACCACAUUUUCUUUUUUCUCUCUGUUGCCGGGGCUGGAGUGCAGUGGCACGAUCUCGGUUCACUGUAACCUCCACCUCCCGGGUUCAAGUGAUUCGGCCUCCCGAGUUGCUGGGAUUACAGACACCCGCCACUAUGCCCGGCUGAUUUUUUUUUUUUUCUUUUUUGAGACGGAGUUUUGCUCUUGUUGCUCAGGCAGGAGUGCAAUGGCGUGAUCUCGGCUCACUGCAACCUCCGCCUCCUGGGUUCAAGCGAUUCUCCUGCCUCAGCCUCCCGAGUAGCUGGGAUUACAGGUGCCCGCCACCAUUCCUGGCUAAUUUUUGUAUUUUUAGUAGAGACGGGGGUUUCACCAUGUUGGCCAGGCAGGUCUCAAACUCGUGACCUUGUGAUCCGCCCGCCUUGGCCUCCCGAAGUGCUGGAAUUACAGGUGUGAGCCAUUGCGCCUGGCCAUGCCCAGCUAAUUUUUUUGUAUUUUUAGUAUAGACAGGGUUUCACCAUGUUGGCCAGGCUGAACUUGAAUUCCUGGCACCUGCCUCCACCUCCGUCUCCCAAAGUGCUAGGAUUACAGGCGUGAGCUACCGUGCCUGGCUGACAAUUUUUUAUUAUUUUAUUUUAUUUUAUUUUAUUUUAUUUUAUUUGAGACAGACUCUUGUUCUGUUGCCAGGCUGGAGUGCAGUGGCACGAUCUCGGCUCACUGCAAGCUCCGCCUUCUGGGUUCACGCCAUUCUCCUGCCUCAGCCUCUCAAGUAGCUGGGACUACAGGUGCCUGCCACCACGCCAAGCUAAUUUUUUGUAUUUUUAGUAGAGACGAGGUUUCACCGUGUUAGCCAGGAUGGUCUCGAUCUCCUGACCUUGUGAUCCACCUGCCUCGGCCUCCCAAAGUGCUGGGAUUACAGGUGUGAGCCACCACUCCUGGCCGGCCAGGAUGGUCUUGAUCUACUGACCUCGUGAUCUGCCCGCCUUGGCCUCCCAAAGUGCUGGGAUUACAGGUGUGAGCCACCGUGCCCGGCCGCCUGGCUGACAUUUUCAAAGAUGGAAAGUGGAUGGAGAAUUAAGAGCUGAAAUUAUGUGUUCCCAAAAGGUGGGGCCAAAAGGCAAGUGGAAUUACCUGCCAGAGCCCCGGAGGGGCUCAGGAACUCCACCAGGACCAUGGAGGGUGAGGUGAGGCUUCGGCCAACAAUGGGGACCGAUGGAAAGUCUAUGUAAGGAUCAGUGGGGUGCCGCUCCCCCACAUCCCACCCACACCCCACCCACAUCAUGCAGCCAGCAGCUACACCUCUGGGUGGGGUGGUGUGACGUGAGGAUUAUUUGAAGGAUAAAUGGAACCAGAGAAGCUUCGGGUCUUAGGCGUACUGGGGAGGGGUGGGUGAGAGGCUAGACCAAAAAAUGGGGUUAAGUGAAAGUCCAUAGAUACUGCUGGGGGGCCUCCCAUGAAAGAACAUGCUUGACCCCCAAGAACCUUCAGAGAAACCCACCCUCUGACAGGCUCUGCCCAUGCCCACAAAGAUCUGAGCUGCUUGGCUGGUUGUUUUUGUAACAGGCAUGCUCUGUUGCUAUUUUUUAAUGACAGGAGGAACUUGGUGUACCUGGCACUUUGGGCUGCACAGACGCAUUAGCAGACUCACCUUGUCCUGUUUCAUCCCUCGCCCUCCACAAUUUCUUAUUUUCUUUCUUUCUCUUUUUAUUUUUUGAGACAGAGUUUCACUCUUGUUACCCAGGCUGGAGUGCAAUGAUGCGAUCUUGGUUCACCGAAACCUCCGCCUCCCGGGUUCAAGCGAUUCUCCUGCUGCAGCCUCUCGGUAGCUGGGAUUACAGGCAUGUGCCACCAUGCCCGGCUAAUUGUUUUUGUAUUUUUAGUAGAGACGGGGUUUCUCCAUGUUGGUCAGGCUGGUCUGGAACUCCUGACCUCAGGUGAUCCACCUGCCUCGGCCUCCCAAAGUGCCGGGAUUACAGGUAUGAGCCACUGCGCCCAGCCCACAAUAUCUUAUUUUCAUGUUUUUUUGUGUGUUUUGUUUUAUUUUUCGAGAUGGAGUCUCUCUGUUGCCCAAGCUGGAGUGCAAUGGCGCGAUCUUGGCUCACUUCCUGGGUUCAAGCGAUUCUCCUGCCUUAGCCUCCCAAGUAACUGGGAUUGCAGGCACCCACCAUCAUGCCCUGCUAAAUUUUGUACUUUUGUAGAGAUGGAGUUUCACCAUGUUGGUCAGGCUGGUCUUGAACUGCUGACCUCAGGUGAUCUGCCCACCUUGGCCUCCCAAAGUGCUGGGAUUACAGGUGUGAGCCACCAUGCCUGGACUCGUUGUUGUUGUUGUUUUUAAUUAGUGAGGAGCUACAAGAACACAUUUAUAAAAAUUAAGAGGAAACAGCCCCACUGCAUUUGAGAAGGUUACCAUUUCCUUCGAAGUUCCUGCUGUUGCCCCUUCCUGGUGGGGGAGACACUGUCCUGUUUCAGUCAUUCCGUUGCUUUGCUUUAUAGUUUUAUUAAUGUGUUUGUGUUGGCUUUGCAUGUUUUCAAAUAUAUGAAUGAAAUCAUGCAGAGUUUAUUCUUUUACAGUUUGCCUUUUCACUUGAUUAUGUUCCUGAGAUGUAUCCGGAUUAUUGUGUGUAGCUGUAUGGCAUUCCUUUUCCCUGCUGCCUAGUGAUCCAUUGAAAAUACAAUAAUUGAUUUUUCUAUGUGGUUCCACUGGUCAUUUUUCUGCCCCUGUGCCCUUUGGGAAUCAUCUCCUAAACUCUAGUCUCGGCCCUUGCUCUUCCAUGUAACCUUGAGAAUCAGCUUGUCAAAUUCCCCCCAAAAACCCCUUGAGAUGUAGAAUGGAACCCAGCUGAAUCUAUAGAUCAGUCUGGAUAAAAUCAGCACCUGUGUAAAAUUGAAUUUUCCCAUUCAUGAGCAGGGUUUAUUUCUGCACUCAAUGUUUUCAAUAAAGUUGUGUACCUUUUCCCAUAAA